Cynara cardunculus var. scolymus (artichoke) is the source of this 1043-nucleotide messenger RNA. RefSeq names its product probable membrane-associated kinase regulator 1. Gene Ontology annotation, molecular function: kinase inhibitor activity. The transcript has a single exon. Gene Ontology annotation, cellular component: plasma membrane. The record is from RefSeq and is a predicted model, not a curated record. Bases 1 to 912 code for a protein of 303 amino acids. Lineage: Eukaryota; Viridiplantae; Streptophyta; Magnoliopsida; Asterales; Asteraceae.
AUGGGGCAUCAUCAUCAUCAUCAUCGCAAAACCCCCAAAUCAUACACCCUGCCAUCCUCCCCCACCCACUCCUCCUCCUCUUCCGAUUUCGAAUUCACCAUCUCUCUUUCACCUCCCAAAUCCUCCGCCACCAAUCUCUGCCCUGCCGACGACCUCUUCUACAAAGGCCAACUCCUUCCCCUCCAUCUCUCCCCUCGCAUCUCCAUGGUCCGAACCCUCCUCCUCUCUUCCUCCUCCACCUCUUCCUCCGCCACUACCACCACCACCGCCCGCCACUCCUCCGACUCCCAUUCCUCUUUCUCAACCGACGCCUGCGAUUCCUCUCGCCCUAGCUCCGUCACCGACGACGAUCUUCACUUGCAAACCAAAUUAUUCCCUUCUUGUAUCACCAAUCAACACAAAAAACCCAAUAAGUACUUCUCCUUAUCUAGAUUCUCCUCCGUUUUUCGUAAGGAAACAAAACCCACAACCACCGCCCGUGUUGACCCGGAUGUUAUAACCGGAUCCUCCGUUAAGCGCAUGAGCGUGACAGCCAAAGAAGUGAUACGGAAAUACCUAAAAAAAGCCAAACCGUUGUACGAAAAGCUAUCGCAGAGGCAGGGCCAGGCUAUUCACGUUCCGAAAACGUCUCCUCCUCCACAGAUCACAAGGAACAACAACAACAAAGAAAAUGACGUAAUCUCUCACUCGUUUUCUGGAAAUCUACGGUACCCUAGAAGGAGAAGCUGCGUAUCAAGCUGCCCGUCGUCGAUGCGGUCGUCUCCGACUCACUCCGGGAUUCUCUGCCGUAAAAGUGCGGUAAAAGACGUGGGAGGUAUCUAUUCGAGCAGCUCUUCAUCCAUGGAGGAAUUGCAGAGCGCGAUUCAAGGGGCGAUAGCGCAUUGCAAGAACUCCAUGACUCAAAACUGCUAGAAAGAAUUAUAACGUCGUACAACUUGAUUUGCGCAAGGUACAAGUCAUUAACAACGCUUGUUUGUGAUCUCGUCGAUCUGACUGUUUUUGUAGAUCACUAAUUAAUCGGUAGUACUGAAAAUCAUUUAUUA